AGUAAUGUCUCGAUCGCUGUGUGGGUAGCAUCGUUCCUCGAGCGCCGGUUUGUUUUGUAUUCUCGUUAGCUUAGUAUUUAAAUAUGAGUGUCAACAAUUGUUUAAAAAGUUUGAUAAUUGAUUAAAAGCGCCGACAAAAUGAUGCGUUUACUCAAAGUGCUAUUUUUAAUUUCUUAUUCAUUCUGUUUUCAAGAUGAAAUCAUAGAAUCUGAAGAUGAUAUACCACCUCAUGGUAAAUGCCAACCUAUAACAGUACCAUUUUGUAUAGGUAUAGCUUAUAAUGAAACAAUAUUACCGAAUAUGUUGGGUCAUCAGAACCUACAGGAAGCUGGCAUGGAAAUUCAUCAGUACUUCCCUUUGGUUAAGAUUGAUUGUAGUCCGGAUUUGCAGUUUUUUUUAUGUUCAGUAUAUGUUCCUGUUUGCACUAUAUUGGACCGUUAUUUACCACCAUGUAAAUCAUUGUGUAUAUCAGCUAGGAACGGUUGUGAAGGUGUAAUGCAAAGUUUCGGUGUCCAGUGGCCGGAUUUUUUAAACUGCGAUAACUUUCCAGAACCCGAUGAACUUUGUGUCGGUCAAAAUAAAUUAACAGUAACUCCUAAUCCUACGAGUGGCGAUGUUUCUAAACAUCCAGUGACGAAAAAGUGGUCUCCAUAUCAUGGUAAAAAUUAUGGUUUCGUGUGUCCUGAACAGUUUAAAGUACCCGAUGUUUUGGAAUACUCUUUUAAAGUUGGCGCGAAAGUUGAAAAAAAUUGUGGAGCUCCUUGUCAUUUGAUGUUUUUUGAACACAGAAAAAACUUUUCGAAAAUAUGGGUAGGAACAUGGGCUAUAUUAUGCUCAGUGAGUUGCUUAUUUACUGUGUGUACUUUUCUCAUCGAUACCGGUAGAUUUCGUUAUCCAGAAAGACCAAUUAUUUUCCUAUCUGUUUGUUACAUGAUGGUCGCAAUAGCCUAUGUUAUAGGCUUCAUCGCUGGAGAUACGAUAGCCUGUAGAGAAGCAUAUCCGAGUAAACAUGGUAUAGUAACUGAAAGUACCAUCACUCAAGGAACCAAGUAUGAAUUAUGCACCAUACUGUUUAUGGUACUUUACUUCUUUAGUAUGGCUUCUAGUAUUUGGUGGGUGGUGUUGACUUUAACGUGGUUUUUGGCAGCCGUACUCAAAUGGGGACAUGAAGCGAUUGAGGCUAAUUCGCAAUAUUUUCAUUUAGCGGCUUGGGCUAUUCCUGCCAUUAAAACAAUCAGCAUUUUGGCUACUGGGAAAGUUGACGGUGAUAUACUUAGCGGGGUCUGUUAUGUUGGUAUAUGGAACGUAGACGCGAUGCGAACGUUCGUUCUCAUUCCUCUCGUCGUGUAUCUGGUGAUAGGUACUAUAUUCCUUACUUCAGGAUUCGUUUCCUUAUUCCGCAUACGAACAGUUAUGAAACAUGACGGCACAAAGACGGACAAAUUAGAAAAACUAAUGAUUAGAAUUGGUGUGUUUUCCGUUCUGUACACGCUUCCUGCUCUCGUAGUAAUUUCCUGUUUGAUUUACGAACACAGUUAUUUCGAUGAAUGGAUGCUGACAUGGAAUCAAGAUAUGUGUGAAAAAUCAAAAUACGCCAUACCCUGUCCGAGGGAUUUGAAAGAAAAAGCUCAUCCUAGGUUUGAAGUAUUCAUGGUCAAGUAUCUGAUGACCAUGAUCGUUGGAAUUACAUCCAGCGUGUGGAUCUGGUCGGGUAAAACUGUACAUAGCUGGAAAGUAUUUUUUAAUAGACUGGAAGGUCGACAUGUUGAAGCGUACGUGUAAAAUAUUAAUUUAUAAAAUGUUACCUGAACGUUUUGUUGAAGUUUUUGAAAAGAUAGAUUCAUCAAGCUCUUUCAUAAUUUAAACAGUCCUCCCAAGUACAUUCAAUAUUAAAAUAUCUUAUUUUUGAUACUUACUUAUUGAGCAGAAAUACUUUGUUAUAAGUGAAAAUUUGAGUUAAUCUCUAUCAAAUUACUGCUCUUGGUUAUUAAUGUUGCAUCCAUGAUCGGAAGGCUUCUUUCGGAAUGUCUGCUUUGCCGUAGCCUCUUCAAAAUCAGCUUUGAAGUUGAAACAUUCCUUUUUUAGUACAUUUCCUUUUUGCCAGAAGUCUCAUGGUACUGAAAAUGGUGAGUAAGGCGGAUUUGGACAUCAAGACUUGUGGCGGUCGUGAAAUGUUACUUGUAGCACAGCGCGUUAUUAUGGUGAAGAAAAAAGUAGUUGAUUAAUUCUUACAAGUUUAUUUUAUCACACACAAUAAAAAAACUAUUCUUACUCGUCCUUUAUUGCUUCGUUUCCACUUCUAAUUCACUCUUACAUUAGCAAACAGUUUGAAAGGUUCUAAAUUAUCACUAAACAUAGAUUUCAAUAACAGGUACUGCAAACAUGAUCUUGCCAAAACGAAUUCAAACUCAACACUUAUUAUCUUAAAAUCUUUAAAAAACUACUAGUUGAUACAAAAUGCAUUUAUCAUAUUUUCUACCAGAUCUCGUAGUACAACUUUGGUUUGACACCGUGACGAUCGAACCUCACCGCAUGUAUGAUUAUUUAAAAUUAGUUUUAAAACACGGUCCUGUUAUUAGAAUGUUCGAUUGGUUCAAUUUGUAAAUAUUUAUAAAAUAUACAUAAUUCAUUAAUUGGUUAUUUUGUGCCUUACAUCAAGGAAAUUCCUAUUUCCUUCUUAACGAAUGUCAUAAAAUUCUCCUAAUCGAAUCGGUUCCAAACAAAUUACAAGAUGUCUCUGAUCUUUUAAUUGAACUUGAAAAAUCUAAUUCCAUAUAUCUAAAAACACAAUCCUUCACGGAACCCAAUGGGCUAGCUGCCAUUUUUUGUAGUAGCACCCUAAAUUUCUGGACGAUAACUCAUACAACCUUUUGCAUUUCUUAUAUAUUUUUAAAUAAAAAGUUUUUCAAAUUCAUUAAAAUCAAUUAGUUGAUUAUGACGCUCUGAUUAGCAGGUUAUGACUUGAUAAAAAAGGGUAAUGAAAAUAAUAUAUCAACAAUAUUCAUAUGUAGCCAUUAAAAAAUUUCAUAGAUUUGAAUAUAAACAUCAUUUACACGAAAACAUUAUUAUGCUUUGACCUUGACCCCAAAUUUAAAACCUUUCCCACUGUUUUUCCUCAGAGAUAACUUAACGUCGGGCGCAUAGUUGAAAUUAAAAAAAUUCUCUUUGCAUUCUUUUAUUUAAUUCCUCAAAAAAAUGGGUUUAUUCAUCUUUCCUACCGUAUAUAAGCCAUCAACUAUUUUAUCGUAUUUGAUACCUAAAAUAUAAAGGUGACAUUUUUGGAACCGUUGGUCAUAUUUAUACAGUUUACAUUACCAUUCUUCAGAGACUGAAGCCUAUUAACUUGACUUAUCUAUUUUAUACUAAAUUUUCCACCAAUGAACUUUCUCCCGCGAAAAAUAAUUCCAGCGGGAAAAUCCUCUUGGCGGGAUUCUUCACAUUUAUUCCUUAACUACUUAACUAUAUAGUGGGCUGUAAAGAAUAGACCCUCUAUCCCUAUUUUAAAUAUAUAAUAAAUGCCUUCUUUUCUUUAGUUUCUCCAAUGCAUGCAUUUUACUUUACUUCCGAAGUCAUCGUGGUCUGCAACUUUGUAGUUUUUCCCUUAUAGCUCAAUAGAAUACAAUUUUUUUUAAUAAUAUACAGCACUUUUACAAUCUACUCUAAAAGCAGAGUAAUAAGUAAAUUGUCUAUAAGUUACUAAAGUGAAUCAGGAACCAUUCGUUAACGGUACUCUGAGAGUAUUUAUUGUGGGAGAUCUUCUGGGCAUAUUCUUUUCAAUCAUCUCUGGUAGUGGCUGGUUGAAUAGAUUAUUUAUUAAUUCAUAGUUGUGGUCAUUGGAAUGAAAAGUUCUUUAUCACAUCUUUGAUUAGUGGGAUCUUCAUAUCGUUAUGAAUUGUUUAGUUAGUAACGUACCAGGGGGCUAUACCCUGGAUUGGAAAGUUCGAAGUAUAUUCGUAUUUGAAGGUUUACUGCAGCCCCAUAGUUCUAUUGCUUAUGACCAGAUUGGUAUGGAUAUAGUUUUGUAGAUAAGCAAUUUAUUUUCGAGUCUUGGUUAAGACCUUUUGUUGAGUAGCCAAUGCAUAUUUUUUAGUUUCAAAUCUAACUCUUUUCUCUUGUUUUUGAUAUGUGUUUCCCAUGUACGUUUUUCAUCUAAAUGUAAACCCAAGAAUUUGAAAACUUGUUAUCGGAAUGGGAAUAUGGUAAUUUGCUUACACAUCCGUAACUUUUUGAUAUGAAAAGAUCACUUCCUCCUAAUUAGUGCUUUUCUCCCGAAAUUUUUAUACCUUAUUCAUCUCUGUUAUCAAUAAUAAUACUGUUCUAUCCACUUAACUUUAAACUUGUUUGCGGAUACUUCUGGGUUUCACUAUAAAUACUUUAGUGUAAGGUCAAACCUAAGAUAAAUCAGUCAUUCCGGAAAGAGACCUCUGACUAUGACAUAUACAAAUCAGAAUGUACUUAAAUGAAAGUAAGUAAAGUUUGUACCAUCUUAAUUCUUGUAAAGAGCUUGAAAGAUUGGAAGCGUUGGUGAAUCUACCUUUGGAACUUUAUAUUUUAUAAUUGUAUAUUUGUUCUAGAGAAAUAAACAAGACUGCAGUAUUUCUAUGAAAACUAUACAGAUAAGUUGGUGAAAAAGUAUCACAGUAGUAUUCACAGUUUCAGAGUACUAAAUUCCAUCAAAUUAUACUUGAUCAUAAUCUCAUUUAGACUAAUUGACCGAUUGUUUCGUCAAGGUUAUUAUUAUUGAGAACCUAAUACUUAAGACUUUUUCAUUUUUAACAAUUACUUUUGUCAAUUACCAGUUUUAGAUAAAUUACAAUUACCAACUUCAUAUAUUUGUUUUAAUAAUUUAAUAGUCCAAGUUUUCGAAUAAUAGUCCAGGAGAUAUCGAUCCAAAAAAACGUGCAUCCAACCUUUCAUUGAUAGUUCAAAAACAUACAAAUAAAAAUACUAGUUUCGCGUGAGUUAUUUGAGAAUUUGAAUUUAAUAAAUUUUUGUUUUAAAAAACGGAUUUCAAAGUUCUCAUAAGUUAAUUGGCGCAGUCAGUAGGAUGCGAAAUCUAAUCAGUAACACAGAUGCUAGCAAAUGAGAAAUCCACAGCGAAUAUCCAAAUGCGUGAAUGUUUAUCUCACAAAAAAAUUCCAUUCUCUUCUAGAAAUAAAUGUAGAAAAGAAUGUUGUUAGCAAAGAGAGUCAUGCAAAUGUUCAAGGUUGUGAUCAAAACCCCAGAACAUAUAUAGUUGGAUUUCAUUUAAAGAAAACAAAAUAAUUUUAUUUUUAUAGAAAUAUUUAUACAUUUUUAUACAUUUAUACGGAAAUAAUUUGAGAAAAAUAUAUUGUAAUGGUUUUAUUAUUUAUUUAUUUCUAAUGGUUGGGUAAAUUUAUAAACACUGUCUCUUACGUUCUUUAUUUCUUUAAACACUUUACAGUACAUUUAACUAACUUAUACAAUUAAUUUAAAAUUUUCGUUUCCUUUCGUCCAUUCACUAUGACUAUUUGUUAUAAACUAACUAACUCCGCUAAACGAACUUGUUUAUAUACCCAAAACGAAAUUCUCAAAAA
Molecule: messenger RNA, 5558 nt
Organism: Diorhabda carinulata
Lineage: Eukaryota; Metazoa; Arthropoda; Insecta; Coleoptera; Chrysomelidae
Gene: fz
Product: frizzled-7
Exons: 3
Coding region: 139-1782 (547 amino acids)
Biological process (GO): canonical Wnt signaling pathway; non-canonical Wnt signaling pathway
Cellular component (GO): plasma membrane
Molecular function (GO): Wnt-protein binding; Wnt receptor activity
Source: RefSeq, a predicted model, not a curated record